AUGGCAGAAAACAAAAGCAUCUACGCCUUCAGACUCAGGGACUACCGAAACAACGAGUUCAAUCUUGGGCUAUUCAGGAACAAGGUGAUCAUAAUUGUGAAUGUGGCAAGCAAGUGCGGUCUCUCUGAGACGAGCUACCGCAAGAUCAAGGAGACCCUCGACAGGCACAGAAACCAGGUCGUCUUCGUUCUGUGCCCGUGCAAGCAGUUUCUGAAACAGGAGCACGACGACCCAAAUGAGAUCUCCCAAUUUGUUGAAUCGAAGCUACGGGGCCACUACGAGCACGUCGAGGGGGUGGCUGAGAGCAACAUCAGCGUUGAGAAGGAGGUGAUCACGGAGAAGACGAAUGUGGUGCUCACUGAGACGAUCCAUGUCCGGGGAUCCAACAUCGAUCCACUCUUUGACUUUCUGAUCAGUAAAAAGGGCGGAUUCAUCACGAACACCAUCAAGUGGAACUUCAGCAGCUUCCUGGUUGAUCGAAAUGGCGAGGUUGUUGCCAGAUACAGCCCAAUGGACUUCAUCACGUGGAACGACCCGAAGCUCGAGGCCGCCCUUGAGAGGAAGAAUCAGCCCUACAUUUGUUAG
This is a messenger RNA of Enterospora canceri, 585 nucleotides long. The record is from the annotation of a GenBank genome assembly. Lineage: Eukaryota; Fungi; Microsporidia; Enterocytozoonidae.